AGGGGGCAGCAGGACUUCAGACCCCGCUGAGCGCCGGAGGAAGCAAAAUCGAAACUCCUCAAUGAGUUCACCUUCAGCGGAAUAGUUUGUGCCUCUUCUCCGCUCGUCUUUUAUUUCACAUCGUUCGGCGUCUCGGCACGAUGAACGGCUCCCUGCACUCCGCGGCCAACGUGGUGGACAUCAAACUGAAGCGAGGACCGGCCGGUUUGGGAUUCAAUAUAGUUGGAGGUGUGGACCAGCAGUAUGUAAUGAAUGACAGUGGCAUAUAUGUGUCCAAAAUUAAAGAAGAUGGAGCUGCAGCGUUGGAUGGAAGACUCCAAGAGGGCGACAAGAUACUGGCGAUAAACGGAGUCUUACUGAAGGAUCGGACGCACAAAGAUACGGUGGAGCUGUUCAGGACGGCAGGGGAGGACGUGGAGCUCAAAGUUCUGAAAAAGCCACGUCACAUGAACGGACCAACCGGCUCACAACCGGAUCACCAGCCUUCCGUGUCUUAUCUGGGAAUACUGGCAGUGUUGGCGGGAGCUGCCGCGGUCAUUGCAUUCAUUUACAAGCGGCGCAAUUAGGAAGCACUUUUAACGAUAGCCGACGACGUCUGUAUUUUAUUUUUAAGAAACGCCAAAGAAGUGAAAAAGAGGGAACAAAGUCUCGAGAAUAGACCUUAUGUUUUUUGAUUAGCUGUCGGUGUCGCUGAUGAGUUUCUCUGUGUGUGUUAUGUGAUUGACAGUAGCUUCUUUGACACCCCUCCUAUGCAAAAGGAUGCUCUCUUACCACAGUGUCAGUAAGGAGAAGAAGGAUGUGCACGUUCCUGCUGCUGGCCUGAGCUCCUCGGGCAGAAACAAACAGCUGCCAGUACACAGAAGUCGCAUGUACAAGUCAGACUGACACAAGCUUCAGGGUCCAUUUACAAGCUGAAAGACUGUGUUGUGUUCGGCCACUCGUAGGCCCCGCUGUACCUCCGGCGACUGAAUGGCAGAUCUGUCUGAGGGGCGACGUGAGAGGAGCCCACUGUACUAUCGAAAAUUCACGCGACUGGAAUUGAUUUUCAUUUUGCACUGUUGCGCAGUCAUGGGGAAGAGUGACGUCCAGAUGUGCCGCUCAGACUGAGCUGUGGGAUCCAAAAAAAUGCCUGCGGUGAAUGCGACGGACAAGUCGAGUGCCUUUUUCAGCCUAUUAAAAGCAAUGGAGGGGGUCUUUUAGCUCCUUGUGAUCAAAAUGAAAAUCAACCAAGUACGUCCACAAAUUUCUAUUUUUUUACCGUCGGCUAAAUCUGUAAAUACACCAAAACCAACAAGAAGUUUUAACGCUUUUUCAGCCACAAAAACAAAUCAUCAUAAUGCGAUUUCAUCUUCAGAAAUGGCUCCAUCCUUUCCUUAAACACCUUGUCACUGUAGUUCUUAAGCAAACGUCACUCAAACGGUGGGGGGGAGAAGGUGUGCAUUUGUUGGGGACUAUUUUCCACUGCGGAUUAACACUGAGUAUUUCCAGCAGCAGGAAGGUGUAUUUUAGUAGUUUUUGGAGCUUUGUGGCACGAUACUUGUUAGUAAAAUCGCUUUGUUGUUGGUUUUGGUUUCUUUAAAGGAUUUAUUUAAAGUAACAAAAGUAUAGAUUGUUACCAGAUGUGUCCAUGAAAGCAAAACAUUCAAAGUACCAACAAGUAGUUUGACUGGAAAGUUUAUUUGCAAAAUGCCGUCUGGUGACUCAGGGUGAACCAUCGAUCAUUUUAAACAAAUCAUUCCGUCAUUGGCUCAUCAGCUGAAGACUAAAACGCUGUGAUUUUGCGUCGAGGCCAGUGCUUGUCACACCGCUGCUCCUGCUGAGUGAUUUGUCUGUGUGGAAUAUGUGAAAGAGGUCAUCGAUUUGUGUGAAGGACCAAAAGCAGCUAAGAAGUGAAAUGUUUUUUUUCCUUGUUUUCUUUUUAAAUGGCCAAAGAGCAGGUGAAGAGGUGAAUUGUGUAUGCUGGGUGUUUUUUGUUUUUUUUUUUGCCCACGUCCGUCAGAGCGCAUCGAUCACGCAAACGACUCUGACUGCACGUGGUUCGUUGUCUGUAAAUACAUUUCAUGUCGCUCUGCUGAGUGGGGUUGUGAAUAUAUGCGGUAAGCCAGGAAAAGUAGAUCUGAGGCACUAAUAAAUUAUGCAAAUACUGUGUGUUUGACAUCCAUGCACCUAUUAAAAUUCAUGUUGAAUUCA
Amphiprion ocellaris (clown anemonefish) is the source of this 2190-nucleotide messenger RNA. RefSeq names its product synaptojanin 2 binding protein (gene synj2bp). The coding region runs from base 141 to 566 and encodes 141 amino acids. Lineage: Eukaryota; Metazoa; Chordata; Actinopteri; Pomacentridae. Gene Ontology annotation, molecular function: protein binding. The record is from RefSeq and is a predicted model, not a curated record. The transcript is spliced from 4 exons.